This is a messenger RNA of Ylistrum balloti, 7474 nucleotides long. RefSeq lists its product as uncharacterized. The record is from RefSeq and is a predicted model, not a curated record. The transcript has 14 exons. NCBI's taxonomy places the organism in Eukaryota, Metazoa, Mollusca, Bivalvia, Pectinida, Pectinidae. The coding region runs from base 16 to 4602 and encodes 1528 amino acids.
UGACCUAGUGAGAAGAUGGACCCCAAUCAGUGGCGGAACUAUAACCAAGCAUAUGGUCACAUUGGCCAUAGCAGUGGGUUAUCACCAACGGCAGCCAAUUUUAACCGUUGUGAUCUUCCACUCCUAAAUGCAGAUCCAGGUCUUGGAACAGGACUUGGACUUAGCCCGUCACUGCAGUCACAUCCGUCAAGCAUGUCCUCAGGCAGGUCAAUUGGUGGACUUGGGGCGGUACCUUCCAACUACCCACACUCACUUCACAAUACCAUGUCUCCGUUCCUAGAUGCAGUCAAUCCACUUCCUUCAGCUUUUCCAGCACAAAGUCCGUACAAAAGCCUUGGUCAGUCAUCAUUUGGGAUAGAAGCUUCAACGCUGAGGUCACCUGACUCACCAAGUCUCUAUGGCUUUACAUCUGUUGCAGAUACAAGAUCCCACUCGAAGUCACUCUAUGCUCAGGACACACUGUUGUCAAAGGAACAACAGAUAAGCUACGGUUUGUCCUCAUCUCUCAGUCCAUUAAGCAGCAUUGAAAAGUCAUCAAAGUCUGCUAGCUGGAAUCUGUCGAACUUUGUGCCCAAUCCAUCAAAUCCUUUCGGAAAUUUGAAUACUGAUGUUCCGUCCUCUCUGUCGGAAUUAGCUGGACCUCCUCCUGCUCACAGUGGCAAUACUGCCACCUCCAGACAUAGCACCAUUCAGAGAAACCACUUUGCUCCAGACCUGUUUUCACAUGCACCAUUGAACAGCAAAUCAUCCCGAAGCUAUUCCCUGGAUAAGCCUCCUGAUGAGCUGUUGUUGACCAACCCAACUCUUCAAUUACCACGAGGAGGACUCGGUGAAUCACUCUUUACUUCCCCCACACAACAUGGCAUUGAAAACCUUACCAAACCCUCAACUCAACAUAACAGUAUUUUUGGGUUCGUACCCAGCUCUUCUGCAGCAUUGAAGUCAGAAAUUGCAUCAAAUUAUCAACAGCAAUUGUCAUCUGAUAUCACCUAUGAUCCUGUUAGUCCGCCAACACCACUUUCAGAUGGAGGCCAACAGCAAAAUGAUUCAUACAAUGUGGGACUCCAUGACAUCAGUCCUUUGAGUCACUCACAACACGGAUUAAUGCCACAGAAACAGAAAGAGAGAUUAGCACAAGACUCUCAUCAAGUGAUAAUGCAUGCCCAUUCGGGGAAAUCAGGAAGUGUACAGAACAUUCCUAUGGAGCUGAAUAAAAAUCCAAACCAAAUGUCAAACAGCCCAAUGCAGCAGUCUCCCAUCAGCGUCGGUGGGAGUCCACACAUGUCUGUACCAAUGAGUUCACCACAAACUCCAAUGCCUAGCUCGACUGUUGUUCAAGCACCCCCUCCAAUACAAGCAGUGGCCGACUCAACCACAAAACCCAAGAGAGUGCGUUCUCGAAAGAAAAAGGUUUCAGUUGAUCAGGAGAAUGGACAAAAAUUUUCCCCAGAGGGUCUGCCCCCUCACAUGGUCAAUCAACAUGGGGAUAUGAUGGGUAUGCCCCUCUCCAUGUCUAAUUCAGGUCAUUUGAUGGGUAUGGGGAGUCAGAACUUUAACCAGACUAAUCCCUACAGUCCCCAGAAGUCUCAACCAUAUAGCCCUCACACUCAUCCCCAGUACAGCCCCAAAAAGACCCAAGCUGUAAGUCCCCAAUCAUUCAGCCCUCAUAUCGCGUCUCAGGCCAUGGUGGACAAGGUGUACAACCACCAGCAAUCUCCAGCCAUGGAUGAGCAAUUCUCCAUGCAACAUUCAGCUAGCUUAUCAUCUCAAAACCAAAUGUCACUGCCAUCCAAUUCAAACCAUAUGUCAUUAAUGUCAGACAGUGUGAUACACAGUGGUGGACAGGGUUCUGUUAUCCAUAAUAUGGCAGGAGAGACCAUUCAGCAGUCCCUUCAGUCACAGGGGGCCACUCCCAGCCCCCCAGAACAGCAACGGGGCCAUAUGACGGUUAACUCAUUAUCAAUGUCAGACAUGGCAUCCACGCCAAUGGCUGAAGCAUUAGUUGGAAAUAAUACUAAUUACAACUUUAGCAGUGUGCCCGGGCAGUCAUUUGUGGAACAGUUACAAUCCGAUUCAAAUAUUGACCAUUUAAAUAAAUCACCAAUGGCCGACCCAAUGUCCAUUGGUCAGAUGGACCUACAGAAUCAACAAGGAACAUACGUCUCUCCACAGCAGCAACAAAAUCCUGGGUACAUGCCAUCUCAGCCAGGAGGCUAUGUAUCACAGCAGCCCAACAGUAUUUACACAGAUUUGGAUAAUUAUAAUAACCAAUAUGAAAAUGCUCACAGUAGUCUUACUUCUCCUUCAAUGGGAUAUGAAAACUCCCCACAUCCCAACAACACCUCUACAAUUGAUGAGGAUGCUCUGUCGAGCUUGAUUGGAAAUCCUACAUUACGAGAUACCUCCCCAAUUAAGGAGCUGUCGCCGGAGUACUGGAGACAUCCGACAAAGGCAGAACAAAAACUUAUGCCAACAAGAACUGUGACUAGCCAAAUAGAAUUUGAUGAUGAUUUUGCACACUUAUCAAAACCACCUGAUUGUGAAAAUAAGGACAAAAAACCAAAUAUUAAGCAAUUAUCAAAUCCCCACUCGAUGUUAAAUCCCUCCAUGCAAGCUAUUAACUCUGGAUCUGUUCAAAUAAAACCAGAGCAAAAUAUGGUAGUGAAAAAGCCAACUUCAAACAACAGUUCCUUUAUGGACUCCUUCCUUAGUUUUAUUCAAGGCAAAAAACCUGAGACUUUGUCAAGUUUAAAUACAUCUCAUGUUAAAAAGCCGGAGUUACCAAAAUAUAUCCCAGAACCUCGGCGUCCACGUCCAGUUGAAUCUUCGGACAGUGCUGCCAGUACUCCCAGACCUGAUACUGACAAUAAAUCAGAGUUUAGUUCAAACACAGGAAUCAAUUCACCGUCAACAUCACAAAAUGACGACACUGUCAACUCAAAUCUAGCUUUUUCAGAUGAUGAUGAUGAAGGUAGUGCUAACCUCACCAGUACUGUGGAAAAUGUGUUGUCAAAUCUAAAUGAGGAUGGCAGCAGAAAGGAGGGUAUCAAAAUGAGAAUUAGUUUUUCAAAAAUUACAGGUGGUGGGAAAAGAAAGACUAGUAAAUCAAGUGCAAAAGUGUUGUCUGGAUCACACAGAGGAAAAAGAUCCAUGUCAAACAAACGUUUUAGUGAUAAUGACGCUUUGGCUUCCUCUGGAGAUGAGGAUUACACUGUGGGUUCUUCUGAGGAAGAAGCUGUGAUGAGGGAAGAGAGAGCACCAACACCUCCACCCCCUGAGCCAACCAGGCAUGUUUCCUCUCGUAGGGCAAAGGACAAAGGACGCAAAGUAUACAAAGACUCUAGUGAUAGUGAUGCCUCUCUAGAUUUCCCUGGUCCAAUAUCUAAGACUGAUAGUGAUGCUGAGUAUGACUCGGACAAAGACCCUGCCUGGACUCCAUUUGCUGUGGAUAACAAGCGACAACCAUCAUAUGAUGCACUAGAUUACCGGGGAGCACCUUUACCUAGAAAAGGACGUCACAAAAGUGGACGAGGAAAAGGGCGAGGGAAGGUGGUUGGUAAGCGACUGAGUGAUCAAGCACCUACAUCUCGACCCUUAAAGACACAAAAGAUUAAUGACUUGAAGCAAGAGACUAAUAAUACCACUUGUGCAAUGGAACAUAUGUCCGAAUCUGAUACAAUCCUUCAUCUGGAGCUUAAAAAGGAAGGUUAUGAGGUAGGAGAUUUCAUCUUGGACAAAAGAGACCUCAACAAAUUUGAAAACUUUCCCAUCUGGAAGAUAGACUCUGGAAAAUUAAUCCGCAAAUAUGAGUUAAUCACAGAAGAAGGUCAAAUGCGACACAGAGCUAUGUGUACUUUUUCUAGCUGGGUGCCUAUUAUGCAAAAGGAUUACCUUCCUAUAAGAACCACAUAUGUGAGGACAGAUAAAGACAAGGAGGUAGUGGAAGUCUCCGAGGCGGACAGACCAACACCCAAGUUGGACAGCUAUUUAGAGCAUGCGUAUGAAGAGGAUCCCUUGGCUGACCUUUUCAACGUUUACCUCCAGAUAUUUCUCAGCCAAGCUCUAGAGCCAGGAUUUCUCAGUGCAAUUGGGGAAGGGGAAGAGAAUUUUUAUAUGGGGCCAUUACAAAGUAUUGAUAAAAUUAUUGAGAAGAAACUUGACGAGAUAGAAGCGAAGGUGAUGUGGAAGGUCACAUUCAAGAACGCUCUGAGGGGGAAGCCACACAUCAGGGAGUUGGACAGACCUAAUCUGAAACUGUCUUGUCAGGCUUGUGAAAAUGCUAGUCAACCUGCUAUCAAAUCUAUCCAUUUGUUUGGUCAGUCGUAUGACCAUUUCACUUUGGAGGAGAAUACCAGCAGUGCUACAGACGGAGGAAGUAUGGAAUUUAUGAUCGGGAAGACGGCAGCUAGUUACGUUGGACCCUAUCACAGUCUCUACCACUUUAAAUACAAUUUGUAUAAACGGUGCUUAGCAAAGGUUGAUAUUGUCCGACAAAGUGACAAUGAACUUGACAAUGCUGAGGUGUUGGACCGAUGUCUAAACAACAGAACCUGGGUACUCAAGAUCUUUGAUGACCUGAAGAAUAUGUUGGACAAAGGAUGAACGGACAGAACUGCCUGGGCGUGGAAUGAAUGAUGUGUGUGUGGAUGUAAGGGGAUUCAUUUGUGUGGAACUUGUGUCUGUCCUUGCCAUAAAAGAUGUUCAGGAAAAAACUUUCAGUCAGUCACUUACCUUACCCUAUUGUGGUAUAGUGUCAUAUCUCCACCUACUGGACAUCCUUUUCAACAUAUGUCAAUGGACUUGGUACAGAAGACUUGACAGCCUUAUUAAGCUUUAGUUAGGUCUUUGUUGCUGGGUUUGUUACAAGUAAUUGAAAAAAUGUAUGGCAAGUCAGAUUUUAGUCAUUGCACAUGAUGUGCAUUCAGUAGUUUUUGUCAAAACUACGGUGAUAAUAUGUGCAAGUCAAUUGUCAAAAUGUGAUGAUGAAAAUAAUGUUGAAUUGUUUAAUAUAAAAGUUAUCUAUACAAGCCAAACAAGCCAAACAAAACCGGAGAAAAACUAAAAGGACAGCAUUGAAGAGGUAUCAUGUUGUAGUUAGGAAUUGCAAUACUGACACACCAUUAAUUUUUUUGGGUUGUGUCCUCAUUUGUUUUCAUUUUUUUAAGAGAAUAAAAUGUUUUCAUAUACAGGUAUUUUAUACAUCAAUGUAUAUGGUAAUCUUAGCCCCAGCUAAGUCCCAUUUUCAUGGCUUUAAGAACAUUGUCAUAUUAGUGAAUUUAAAAUCUUUAGUUUCAUGAUUUCUUUUUGUGAUUAAUGCCCAAGAUUUUUAAUUGAUAGCUGAAGUGGAAAUAUAAAUUUUUCUUCUUUUAUUGACAUAAUUAUGUAUUGUAUCCACCAACAUCGAAAAUCCUGUAACACAAUAUUUUUGAUUUACUCUGUUAAGUAAUUUUUCCAGUGGUAGAAAAUGAACUUCAGUUUUAAUUCAUACCCUCAAAAUGCUUUUCAUCUGAAUUUAUAAAAAACGAUAGAUUGUUUCUGACAGCUGAUUAAACUCUACUCUGGUUUCAUUUGUUAUCUCUUAGUAUUGUGUAAGAAGAACAAAAAACAUCCAACAUUUAUUGAUUUCCAAUCAAUUUCCCUUGAAAAAUACCGAAAUAUAUCUACUAGAAUACACUUAUGCUGUUAACAAUAUUCCAGUAACAUUCAGUACCCUGAAUAAUAAUUUAUAGGAACUUUAUAACAAAAUUACUUGCCUUCUGUUUAAUUUUUUUGUGCUGGUAUGUUUCCUUAAACAAAUUUACAAAUUUCAACAGUCGAUCUUUUUGUUUUACCAUGUAAAGAAAGGACAAAAUGAAAACUUUGAAUUCUUAAAACUAGGCUUUAUAGUAUAUAAAGCAUAGUGGUGACUUCAGAAUUCAGAAAUUUUCAUUGAAAUAUAUAUUUCACAAAUGUUUUCUUUUACUUGGGGUUCAAAGUUUGAACAUGAUAUUUGUUUUGAAUCUAGGAUGUUAUAAGUUUUGUCUAUUUAUAUUGUUAUAAUUGAAUAAGACAUCUUAUGGAAAAAGACAGACAUUAUCUAAUGAUUUGUAUGUUUGAUUAGAAUUUGUUUAAAGUAUUAUCCAAGUACUAGAUACAUAAAUGUUUAUUCCUGAGAGUACGAGGUACUAUGCAGAUUUGAUUUUUUUUUUUUUUUUUUCUUGAAAGUUUUCAUUUUUCUUCUUUUUUCAGCAGUCGAAAUGAACUCGCAAAGAAUAAACAGAAUAUGAAUGUAAUUGAACUUUUACAACUUAUAUUUGAUACAGCAGGUCUCUUCUUUGAAAUGUCCCAAGUCUGUAUAAAUAUAUGAAUAAUGAGAAAUGACAAACAUUGUAACUUGAUAACAUACAAAUUUAUACCAAAAUCAAACAUUUAUCAAUCCAUUUGUCAAGGAAUAUUGGUAGUCUGGACCUUUUGAAUACAUUCUCCCACCUCCAACUUUAACAGUCCAUGUAAAACCUGAAUAUUUAUAUAUAUUCAAAGGAUUUUUGCAUUUAUUGAAUGGCAACUUAUUUUUACAAUUAAUUUGAAUUACUUCCUUUGUUAAAACGUGAAAAACUGAAGGUUGUAGGUAUCUGGUGAAUUAUAGGGAAGAUGGAAAAUGUCUUUUAGUUGGCAAAACUUUGAAAUUUUGUAAAGGACAAAACUAGAUUACAUUUGUUUAGUGGCUCAAACGAAAGAAACUUUGGAAUCUAUAUCUUUGAAUAUAUGUGUGAAACACAAUGGGGUAUUAACUGUCUAUCACAAUGGGAUAAUUCUGUGUAAAACACAAUAGGGGGUACAUGUAUUUCAGUGUAAAUCACAAUCAGGAUAAUUUGGGGUUUUUUUUUAAUGAAUCAAUUCUUAUAUUUGUUUUUAAUUUCACAAUUUUUGAAAUCUUAUUGUAUUUGAUAAGGACUGUUUCAGUAAAAUACUUGUUUACCUUAUGACUCCAACAUAAAUCACUUCUAUCCAGGGAUCUGUUCUCCUGCCUUUUACUUGUUCUACGAAAUAAAUUAUCAAUUGAAGUGGUUAUAUUAAUAAACAAAACUUAGGAGUCAUGAGGUGGGAUAGAUGUUUUAAUGGGAUGGUCCUGAAGUAGGUUUGUCAAACCAGAGUUCAGCAUUGAAAGUUCUGUUUAAUUUAUAAGAUAAAGAGACAUGUUUAAUUUUACGAAGACCUGGAGGAGGUGAAGAAAAUUAGAAUUUCCUGUGGCAUUGUGUAAGUUUUUAUUGUGAUUUUUUUAGUCAGAAAUUUACUACUUCAGAUAAAAUAUUUUGCUUAAUAUGUGCUUGUUUACAUAAAGUUGUCUGAGAAUUCUUAUGUAUACAGUUAAGUCUGGUGAUUAGUGGAAAAGACGUUUUGCUAGAUAUAUUGUAGAUUUAACUUUGAUAUGGAAGUUUUUCCAUUAAUAAUAUGUAAACAUCAAAUGAUCAUAAUAAAAUAAUCUUAUAUUGUC